AUUGUUCGUUCGUUUGUCGAGGUUCUCUGUACGAUACACGUGCGGAAAUAAAGUAUUCUUUUAAACGGUAUAGCUCUGACUACGUGUGGUUUCGUCGCCCAUUAUUCUAUCCUAGACGUCUUUUAUAUAGUUUGCUCAAUGAGUUUGGUAUUAAAUCAUAUUGUUAUGCAAUAUGUUUUCACAUAAGCAAAUUACUACAUUUGUCUACAAUACAAAAGAUUUUAAUUUUGUUGUUAAUUCAUAUGAAAAAAAUGAGUCCUCAUUUGAUAAUGUUUUGAAACAUACAUGGAAACAAGCUGAAGAAAUGAAAGCAUUUCGAUAUAUUUUGAAUAUAAAAGAUUAUAAAAUAUUGAAAGGAAAAUACAGAUUCCUUGCACAGUUAAAUCCAGAUAGAGCUCAAAAUAGACGUGCCGCAGAAUCGAUUACUUCUACGUUACAACCUUUUAGCUCUAUAGGUUUCAAUUUCACUAAACUGACACAGCAAGAAAUAUUAUUUGAUGUAGGAAAUGGCGACACAAAUAAUAUAGUUGCAAUUAAUGCCAGUCCCUUGGAGCAGAAUCAUUGUUUACUUCUUAUAGAACGUUUAAAGUGUUUGCCACAGAUUAUGACAGAGUAUAGCCUUCACAAAGUAUUAGAAUUAUGUUUAUUAAGUAAUUCAUGGUCUUUAAGAGCUGCUUUUAACGGUUUGUGUGCACUUGCCUCCGUUAAUCAUUUACAUUGGCACUUAUACUAUUUAAAACAUGAGAUGCUUCUUGAAUAUAUUGAUAUUUGCAGUUAUAUUUCUGGAAUAUAUUUAUUAGUAGAUUACCCAGCAAAAGGAUUUUGUCUUAAAUGGUCUGAUUUUAAAAAUAUUAAAGAUUUUGUAUCUCGCACAUUUCGUGUAGUAAACUAUUUACAAUCACGUCAAAUGGCACAUAAUGUGUAUAUUACACGUGCAAAAUCAAAAUGUAAUGAUGAAUUGUAUAAUGACGUACGUAUUUAUAUUUGGGUUAGAAAACCAUUAAUUGGUAUAAAAGACAUAACUGCGCCAUUCACAUCUGGAGUUUGCGAACUAUUUGGACAUUUAUCAAUCAAGGAUGAAAAUGUAUAUAAUAAUCUAACAGAAGAUAAUGUAAUUAGUGUCCUCUAUGAUAUUACGGAAGAAUAUUUCUUAUUAAUCAAAGAUGAACUUAAAAAUGUUUUAGAAAAAUAAAUAAAAAUAUUUAGGCUGAUUUUCUUUUAGAAGACAAAUCGACACAAGUUAACACACUCGAACACAAUAAGACUUUACUCUUGAGUAGAAUCGGAAAGUGUCUAUUGAGUUUGUAAAUGAAAAGCGACGUAUGUCGUUUUGUGUUAAAGUCACAAAGUCACUCUUAAUGUAACACACAAUUUUUAUAUAUUUUAAAUUUUCAUUGACAAAAUAUAAUUUGGGUAUUUAUAAAUACAAAUAAUCUAUCAAGACUGAUGAAUACGCAAUUCAUGAGAUUUUGAGCAAGUAAAAAUUGUAAACAAAAAUUGUACAUAACGUGAAUAUAUGCGUGUUUUAUCUCUAUCAACUCAAAUGUAGAUUAAAAAGACGUUAAGAUUAAACAGAAAUACAAAAUA
This is a messenger RNA of Solenopsis invicta (red fire ant), 1587 nucleotides long. Its product is annotated as GDP-D-glucose phosphorylase 1. Bases 173 to 1192 code for a protein of 339 amino acids. Gene Ontology annotation, biological process: glucose metabolic process. Gene Ontology annotation, cellular component: cytoplasm. Gene Ontology annotation, molecular function: GDP-D-glucose phosphorylase activity. The transcript has 6 exons. Lineage: Eukaryota; Metazoa; Arthropoda; Insecta; Hymenoptera; Formicidae. The record is from RefSeq and is a predicted model, not a curated record.